This is a messenger RNA of Cylindrotheca closterium, 237 nucleotides long. Lineage: Eukaryota; Bacillariophyta; Bacillariophyceae; Bacillariales; Bacillariaceae. The record is from the annotation of a GenBank genome assembly.
AUAUUACAGUAUUGGCGCCUUCCAACUUUGUAUCUACUUCUAGAGCUAGUCACCAAAUCCAAGCCUGGCAAUGCCGCAGCUUCCUACUUGCUGGAAAACACAGAUGCAGCACACGCCAUGGCACUGAAUCGCCAAGCUACAAUGAUAGUAUCAUUGAGCGGUCUCCAGGCCUAUACCACCAAUGUGCUUAUAGCGGAGCUAACCAAAGUCUUCACUUCAAUGGCACAACUACAAUAA